Gossypium raimondii (Peruvian cotton) is the source of this 708-nucleotide messenger RNA. RefSeq lists its product as uncharacterized. NCBI's taxonomy places the organism in Eukaryota, Viridiplantae, Streptophyta, Magnoliopsida, Malvales, Malvaceae. The transcript has a single exon. The record is from RefSeq and is a predicted model, not a curated record. Bases 1 to 708 code for a protein of 235 amino acids.
AUGUCUGGUGAAAAAGUCAACAGAGAAGCUAUGUAUCGUGUCCUUAAAUCCUUAUGGUUCACAAAGGAAGAAGUUAACUUUGUAGCUUUAAACGAUGGAACAAUACUUGUUAAAUUCGGCAACAUCGAAGAUCGAACGAGAAUGCUAAACUUGACCCCAUGGCUUUUUGAUCAAAGUCUAUUUCCGUUGUUUCCUUUUGUUAAGGGUCAGGAAAUGGACGACUAUGAGUUUAAUAUCAUGCCUUUUUGGAUCAGGAUUUAUAAUAUCCCCUUUGAGCAAAUGGAUAGAGAGGUGGCCAUCGACGUGGGAAAGGCGAUUGGGGAGGUUGUAGCUAUUGACUGCCAUGAUAAAAAUGGGAGGUGGACUGAGUACAUCAGAAUUAGGGUUAAGAUAGAUGUGCUAAGACCCCUUCGAAGGGUGGUCCAUUUAGUUGGCAGUGAAGGCACCGAGACUGUCUGUACGAUCAAAUAUGAAAGGCUACCUGCUUUCUGUUACAUAUGCGGCCUUAUUGGAGACACUACUCAAAAAUGUAAUAGAAAAGAAGAGCACCUUGAAACGAACAAUCUCAACUUCCAAUAUGGGAGUUGGCUUAGACCUCAGUUAGGAGGGCCAACCCAAGCUAGAUGUAACCGGAGAAAUGGGAUCGCAAUCCUGGAAAAGAAGAUAAACCCGAGGGAAGAGACCAAUGGUAAUAAGGAGGGAAUGUAG